CGUGGUGAAUUUACUUGUUUUCUGUUAAAAUACAUUAUCUGCUUUACAUUUUAAUAAAUCAAUAUAUUAUUGUUUUAGAGGUAAAUAGUUUGGUUUGUGAUGGCUUUUUGUUAAUUUUUACAGACAUUGAUGUAAUAUCUGUGUUUGCUAGUGGUUACCGGCUCAGUUUGGAGGGAAAAUGUGGGUGGUUUGCGUGCCCAGUUGGGGAGUGGCCAUGGCGGCCGGUGCUAUUAUACUAUAUGGCACAUUGGAUGUGGCAUACUUCGCUAGAAUGAUGUACACGGUGGCUAAAGCCAGGUAUUUCAAGAAGAAGGCGUGCAUACUGGAUACCACGGAAGUUCGUUCGUGGUGCCUACUCACCGAUAUAGACACACUACUAUAUCACAUGAACAAUGCUCGAUACUUGAGAGAAUUGGAUUUCGCCCGUGCUGACUUCUACGAGCGUACGGGACUAUACGCCAAUAUUAAGGCGGCAGGUGGGGCGGUGGUGCAGGCAGCAGCCACCAUCCGGUACAGACGGUAUCUAAAGCCGUUCACCCGAUUCACAAUUACUUCAAAGGCAAUAUAUUGGGAUGAAAAGACAGUGUUCAUGGAACACGAGUUCAUUGGACCUGGUGGUUUCGUCCACGCUGUCGCUGUUUGUCGCCAACGAGUCAUAGACACAUCGGCAGCGGCGAUAGCAGAUCUACUGCUGCAGUUGCAUUGCGCUGGUGCUUGCCAUGCGCCGAUAGGGAAGAUGCCUCCAGAGUUGGAACUCUGGGUGCAAAGCAACGAGUUGAGUUCAGCCAAACUAAGGGGUUCAACAGCCCCCCGACCCUCAGUACAGGCAGACCCCCUCAGCUGUGGCGAGGUGUUACCAACACCAGCGAGCGAAUGAAAAUACCUAUUUCACUGCCAGAGCGAUAAUUUGAGGUAUCGGUUGAAUUAAGGGCUAUGUUGAAGUGAUUGUACGUUUUUUUUAUAUUAAUAAAUUGUCAUAUACGUCUAGUAUAUCAGGCGAGCCGUAUGCUUGUCAUUAUGACCGACUGUAACCUCUUUUAAUGGAAUACUUAUUGCCUAUUUAAGGCAAUGCCUGCGACUGACAAACCGGCAAAUUGGCGGUGUUUUAUAAUAUAUUAUAUGCAUUGAUUCAGUUUAUUCAAUUACAUAUUUAGACUAAUUCCUAUAAUAAAAGUAACUACUACUCUAUUUCUAAAUUCUAUAUCAAUAUUUACAACAAAAUUCAAUAAUUUACAACAAAACACGACAAUAACCUGUGAAAUGUCAGUCUAGAAUUAUUACGAAAAUUUUAUUAUUAAAUUUACUAAUAUUAGUUCGAUGUUAGAAGCCCUUAAGUAUGAAAGAGAUGGAAAUUAGGUUUGCCCGUUCUAGCAGUGAAAUGGAGCGAAAAAGAGGUUCUUAUAUUCGAGGAGUAAUUGACAUCUGCUUGUUUACCUGUACUAUUAUAAAUUGUAAAAUAAUUAGUACAUCAUUAAAUAAUUAUGUACGAGAUGAAAUCUAUAAGACUUAUUUGUAUCCAAGAGAUAUGCAAGAAGU
This is a messenger RNA of Achroia grisella, 1536 nucleotides long. Its product is annotated as protein THEM6-like. Bases 179 to 877 code for a protein of 232 amino acids. The record is from RefSeq and is a predicted model, not a curated record. NCBI's taxonomy places the organism in Eukaryota, Metazoa, Arthropoda, Insecta, Lepidoptera, Pyralidae. The transcript is spliced from 5 exons.